Messenger RNA from Racocetra fulgida, 306 nucleotides. The record is from the annotation of a GenBank genome assembly. Lineage: Eukaryota; Fungi; Glomeromycota; Glomeromycetes; Diversisporales; Gigasporaceae.
AUGCCUAUUCUUGAUAAUGAAAUAAUAUGGAUUGCAUUUACUGAUAUAACUAUUGAAUUGAAAACUUAUCUUGAUGCUAGUAUUAGCUAUUAUCUGGUUGCAUCAGCUAUAUAUAACAAAUUAAUAGAAUAUUGGGACUAUUACUUCGAUGUUAAUUCAGCUAUUCCAGUGGUUUUGGAUCCCAGAACCAAUCUUAGUAAUUUUUCACAAGAUCAAGUUGAAUUAGUGAAAUCAAAAUUUCAACUUAUUUUACAACCAUAUCAAUCUAAUAGUCUUGGUCUUGGUCAAGCUGAAAACAUGAUAGAA